AUGAACAAAAAAUGUAUUGAUGUCGAUGUUGUUCUCCUCGAUUCAACAACAAGAUGUUUUCAUCUUUUGCCUCGUGCACUUGGUCGUGAAUUGUAUACAAUGGUGGUUGAACAUCUGCAACUAGUCGAAUAUGAUUACUUCGAUUUGGAAUAUAUUAACAAAGAUGGUCUUCACUGUUGGUUAGAUCAUUCAAAAGCAAUCAAUAAACAAAUUAAUAUUUCGAAAAGAUUUCUUUAUUCUUUCGUCGUUAAAUUUUAUACUCCUCAUCCAAAUUUGCUAGAAGAUGAAUUAACCAGAUAUCUAUUUGCUUUACAAAUCAAAAUUGAUUUACGUUCUGGACGAUUACAAUGUAGUGAAAGUACUGCUGCUCUUCUAGCAGCUUUUAUUGUACAAGCAAAAAUUGGUGAUUUUCUGGAAGAUCUCUAUCAAGAUCAUUCAUAUUUAUUUGGUUUACAUUUACUCAAUCAACCAACUGAUGAAAUGUUAAAAAAAAUUGCUGAAUGUCAUCGUAAUUUAAUCUCAUCUUCUACUAGUCGUGUUUUAAACACUGAAUCAUCGGCACUAUUACUUGGUAGUUUGAAAUUACAAGAUAAUGCAUUGAGAAAUAGUCAUGACAAUCAAGAUAAUGCAAUUGUACAUUCAGAUUUUGGUCCUUCUACACGAUCUGAUCGAGAGAAUGUUGUUUUUCGUGAUCGACCACAAACAGAUCCUUCACAACGACUUCAUUUAACAAGUAAUCUUUUGCCAACAGAUUCAUCUGUUGCUGUUGCAAUUCCUGUUGUUGGCCAAUCAAAUUCUGUCGGUUCUGUUGGAUCUUAUCAAAUACUUCCAGAGAAUAUACAAACUUUAAAACAAAGAAGAAGUGGUUCAGUAGCAGGUCAAGUAAUUAUAGCUGGCAUAAAUCCACAUGCACAUUUAUUUUCAACAAUGGGAACAGCUAGUUCUGGAACAUAUACCAUAAAUAGCUCUGUUUCUGCUGGAACACCAACAGGUUCUGCUAGCCCAACAGGUAGUCCACAUCUUGAUGAUAAACAAGCUAUACCAGUUACUAGUUCUGAUUAUCCUGGUCAUAUUGUUUGGCCAAAUAAACUUAAUCUUCGUCCUUUAUCUGUAUCUAAUCUAGCGCUUCCUAGACCUUCAUCAGCUCCACAAUCCGGUUGGCGUGCUUCACUUCCUCGAAAUGUUAUGCCAAAUGCAUCCGGUAUACUGAUUGCUCAACCUAAUGUGACACCUACUGGUCCAAUGAAUGUUGCAAUAAUUGGCACAGAUUCUUAUCCAUCAAUGCAUACUUCUUUAUUAUUAACAUCUAAAAAUCAAUUUGUACCACCUAGUCAAAUUAAUCAGUCUCAAGUGAAUAAUUUACCAAUUGGUACAACAACACCCACACCAGUACCGAAUGUAAUCAUGGCAAAUAAUACAAUUUUGUCUUCCAAUUUAACACCAAUAAGAGCUAUUUGUAUGCCAAUGCCGCAACAACAACAACAACAUCCAUCUGUUCAGCCGUCACAAGUUACAUCUACCACUGGUCAGAGAACUGUAUUAUCACAAAUUAAAUUACCACCUGGUUGUACAAUUCUUACCGGAUCUGGUCAAACUCCAAAUAUUACUGGUCGUAUUAUUUAUGUUGAUAGAGCUACUGGACAAUCUUAUAUACCAGUCCUGACAAAUGCCUCAGGUAAUUUGAGUCAAAUAGCUUUAGGAAAUAAUAUACCCUUACCCAUCAGACAACCACAAUUUGCUCAAGUUGCUUCAUUGUCAACAAAUACUACAUUAUCGCCACAACCAUCAACUCAACAUCAACAAACACAAUCCAAUUGCACCGGAACUAAUGAAAAUACAUGUGGUCAAUCUGAUCAACAGAGUACAAUGCAAACUUCUAAUACUCAAAUUGAUCCAAGUUCUAUACCACCUGAUGUGACUAGAAAUAUUAGUACAGUUGGCCGACGACCUGGACCUCCACCACCAGCACCUGAAUUUAAUCUUGUUUGUAAUGUCUAUCAUGAAAGUAUUCAUAUUAAUGCUAUAAUAACAUACAUUAUAAAACGAGUUGAAAUAAAUAGAACACCUGAUCCUAAUCGUUUACAAUAA
Messenger RNA from Schistosoma turkestanicum, 2088 nucleotides. Lineage: Eukaryota; Metazoa; Platyhelminthes; Trematoda; Strigeidida; Schistosomatidae. The record is from the annotation of a GenBank genome assembly.